Messenger RNA from Cloeon dipterum, 1766 nucleotides. RefSeq names its product DENN domain-containing protein 10-like. Gene Ontology annotation, molecular function: guanyl-nucleotide exchange factor activity; small GTPase binding. NCBI's taxonomy places the organism in Eukaryota, Metazoa, Arthropoda, Insecta, Ephemeroptera, Baetidae. Gene Ontology annotation, biological process: regulation of early endosome to late endosome transport; protein transport. Gene Ontology annotation, cellular component: late endosome. The record is from RefSeq and is a predicted model, not a curated record. The transcript is spliced from 9 exons. Bases 167 to 1207 code for a protein of 346 amino acids.
CAGCAGCCCAGUGUUUCAUUCAUUCCCACUUAGGAGGCAUUCCUAAAAAAAUUAUUUCGUUAAAGAAAACAAAGUUAGGUCGAGACCAGUCUAGACAACAGUUGUUGUGACGUGACCUGGACAUUACCUCUAUAUUAUUAACCUUAAAGAUAAAACACAGCAAGACAUGGUUUCAGGAGAAGGCAGUGGUUACAACGUAUUUGAAAAGGACUGCAAUGGAGAUGUUUUGUGCACAUGGACCUACCCAUCGCUGACGACUCAACAGCGAGACCUGGCAGCUAGAAAGUGCAGAUUUGAUGGAUUGGAUACACAUUUUUUGUAUGGGCAGUUUAGAAGCUUGUGGUAUUACAUUAAUAUCAAUGAAGCUCCAGACGCGACAAAGCUCCCUAAAGUUCGUCAAUUUUCUAUCUGCAUUUGGACAUCUGAAUUCAAUCCUGAUAAAUUUGAAGCACUCUCCAAAAUCAUGGGAAGGAAGUACAAUAGUACUGGUGAACAGGUGUCUGUGAUGGAAAUUUACCUUGCUGCAACCGCAGGAGGACAGAUUAGCGAUCCUGGAUUUUCAUUUUGUAGCCAAGACUUUCCAAAGUCUCUUUCUCAUGAGUCCACUAAUUUGAAAGAAAUUAUUUCAAAUUUUGGUUUGGAAUCCAUAAUAAUCUACACAGCAGUGUUGCUGAAGAAGAGGAUAGUAGUGUAUCACCAUGAUAUGUCAACACUGCUCAAGGCAAUCAGGUCAAUUCCUGCCUUUGUCAGCCACAGAGAUCCAAGCAACACUUUGUUCCCUUGCAUUGACCUCCAUAAAGAUGAAAUCCUAAACCUGAAGAGCUACGCCAGUUACGUCGCUGGGUGUCGAGACGCUAAUGUUACCUCAUCAGAUUUAUUUGACGUUUUCGUUCAUCUGCCUGCCAGAGAAAUUUCCAUUGCUUCAAAUGCAAGGGAAAGCAUGGCAAUGACUCGGACUCACAAGGAGAUUGCGUUCUUCCUUGUCCAGCUCUCGCAAAAUGAAUCAUUGAGUGAACAGCAACUGGUUACUGCUGUCUCGGCCAAAACAAAUGACCUACUAGAACAAUUGAGAAAUCUGGCCACUACAACAACCUCGGAAGGGAAGUCGGUGGUAACCCUAGAGUCACUGCGGCAAAAUAGUUUUCCUCACGCCAUGGAAAAUUUCUUGUUCAACUUGGCUGUUGCUGAGGAUAUUAUGAUGUUAUGAAAAGGCUGUAUAAAUAGACUUUAACUGGAGAUACAACAGUUACCAUCCAUUCCAUAUACUUAUUUCUAUUUUUUAUUGUUUUUGAAUCAGACGAAUUAUGAAGACAAUAGUUGAAAGUAAAGGUUUCAGCCAGCUGCACAAGCCUGCUAAUUUGGGUCGCGUGGUCAGCGCCAGCCGCCAGUUAAAAAGCCUAAAACAUCGAAAAAUGCCUGGUAGAAAAUGGUCUGGUCCUUCGGACUGUUAAGCGCUAUUAAACUUGACUUGAUAAAUUUUGUCAGCUGCCAGUCGUUGGCAAAAAUGCUCAGCCACUGCCAAUGGGCCAAAAGUCGACUGCAGCCGGAACAACCAGCCUCUAAAACCGCGGCUGAGACCUAGUAGAAAUUUCAAAUAUUUUGUUACUAUCUUUCGUUAUCAAAAAAUGCUUUCUAAAACGGGAAUUUAUAUAUUUUUCUCCAACUAAUACUAACUGAUAAUUUCGAUUCUGUUUCCUCAUGCUCUUGUUGACUAUUUUUUGUCAGAGAUUUAAAAUAAAACUUUAAAUAAAAUGCAUUUUUCUCUA